GAAAUGUUGUUUGUUGUUAAUGUUGUUAUCGCAAUCAAUUCCUUGUUGCACUGAUUACAAUGUUGUGAAAACGAUUCCACGACUUUUAGUGACAAUUAUCAUUUCGUUAUCAGUUAAUUAUCCUCAAGCCAAUCGAAGUCAUCUCAUAAAAUCCGUACCGCCUAAAUUUGCAGUCUUACGCGGCGCGGAAAUUCUUCAACUAAUCGUUCUGCCCGCAUCAAAUGCCACCCAGCAUGCGAAUUUAAGUUACUUACCUUUUAAAGUCUGAAUUUCUGCAAUGAUGGAUGGAAGUGAAGAUCGUGUCGCUGCUUCUGCAGUGGCUAUGGAAUCAGCCUCCUCUGAGGAUUAUGAAAGUGAUGCCGAGAUGCCAGUUGCCACAACUUUCGAUCGUACUUUGAGCCAUCAUCACUCUUAUCUAGGUGAAACAGAAGUCUUACGAGGGCGGACAUUUUAUGAGGAUGGAGUCAUAGUCUCAAUGCCACUGUUGAAUUUUGAACACAUCGUAGUGCCAAAUCAAAUUUUCCCACUAACUGUCUUUGAAGACUAUUUCAAAGACUUGCUUUUGCAUUGUAUUGAAAAUGAUCAUACAUUUGGUGUGAUUAGUGGAAGGUACAACAAUUUCACAAAGAAUUCACCUUUGAUGGGAACAACAGUAGAAAUAUAUGAAUACAACUAUGGAAAUAACUCGGAUAAUUUUAUCGUUAAGACAAAAGGAAGACAACGGUUCAAAUUAAUAGAAACAGUAACUUUCUCCUCCAGUUUUCAGGUAGCAAAAGUAGAAAUUUUACCAGAAGUACAAUUACCAGAUUUUUUUAGUGAAAUUAAAAGUCACUCUUUAAAUAGAUAUCGAAAAUCUCGACCUCAAAGGUGUAAAAAAAGAGAAGCAGCCCUUACUCCGUGGCCGAACUGGGUGUAUGAUCAGUAUGAUGCCAAAAUUCUUGUCACAAAAAUCAAAGAUGCAUUAUACUCAGGGCACAAAGGUCUCAGUGUAAGUAUACCUGACGAUCCCUCAGAACUGUCAUUCUGGAUGGCGCAAUACUUAGCAAUUAAUGACGAGCAGAAGCUACAAAUUUUGAGGACGAAUAAUCCAAUUGAAAGACUGCGACUGGAAUACAACAUUUUGCUGAAGAGCCGAUUCAUGUGUUGUUCCACUUGUAAAAAUAAAAUUGGAAUGCAGUCAGACAUGUUUUCAAUGUCUGUGGAUGGUCCUCAAGGAACGUUUUGUAAUCCAAAUGGAUAUGUACAUGAUGUUCUCACUUUUUAUCAAGUCAAAGGUCUUCACUAUGGAACACAUCCACCAUCUCUUGAAUUUAGUUGGUUUCCAGAGUAUGCCUGGACGGUGGCUUACUGUGACUCUUGUAUGAAUCAUCUUGGCUGGAAGUUCACUGCAACUAAAGAUCAACUAGUGCCAAAAACAUUUUGGGGCAUACGGCGCAAAGGACUUGUUGCUCAGAUUGAUUGCAACCAUGAAUAUAAUGAAGGAUUGUUAAGUAUGCUUGAGUGAGUUUUUUUGACCCAAGACAGUUAAAGGUAAUUCCUUGAAAACACGUUCACAUGAUGGUCUCAAAGGACCUCUGAUCUAAUGAGAACUGUUAUUUCGUUCGUAGGUAGAUCAGCAUACAUUUGAUGGAACUCAUCUCCAAGCAUUUUACAACUCCAGCACGGGAACCAUCGUUAAGCACCUGAGCAAGGAGUUACAAAGAGACCUUCAUUUACCCACAUACUUCAGCUUCUGACUCAUAGUAUUGUGAAACCGAAAAUCAUUAGAGUAGGAUCUUUCAAUUUCAAGGUUUUGUAUCUGAAUGCAUUGCAGAGAAGCUAAGUGAAAAAAUCUUUGGUGGAUUUCUGUGGUUACUUUGGACGCCCUUUCAUGUAAAUCAAUUGGUGUAUUAAAUAUUAUUAUUGUACGGCUUUUGCACAACAUUUGUAGCUGCCGAUCUCUCUACCAUUCCACCAACCUGUCACUUAACAAUGGGCCAUGUGACAUUUUUGUAUUUACCGGUGCAGGCAUCUGAAAUGCAAACAACAAUCUCUAACUACCUGGCUGAUCGUUUAGGAAUUGAAUUGACUUCCUCCUGAAAAAGAAGUAUCCACAGCAAAAGUGCUGUGAUUUAAGCUUUCAAAAGUUUGUCCAUUCUCUUAACAGUACACUGAAUAUAUGAGCACACACUGGAAAUACACUGGACACUGGAAAUAUGAGCGUGUUACGGAAUCGCUAGUUAUAAGAUGUUGAGCGACUUUGAAAAAAAUUUAGAGUAGACACAAUAUGACCUGUGGGUCUUGAGGUGGGAGUCAGACCUUGAUUUUUGGGGUGUAGAGGUUUUAUAUAGCUUCUGUGACGCAAUACAUAUAUCUUGCCACGAGUUGAAAAGUCCUUAUCAGAUGGUUGGGCUUGGCUGUCUCCAAUCUUUCGAUUAAGUAAUCAUACUCAGAGAAAUUAGAUAAAAAGCAAAGGGGUGAAUGAUUGAAAAAGUAACUUUUUGAAUUUAAAAUGAAGAAAAGUGAGUUUUAUGUUGACUGGAACUGAAAUAAUGGUUUAAUAAAAAAAAAGGGAAGCAGGAAUGAAAAAUUGGGACUAGGAAAUAUUACAGUAAGUAUUGACGCUCUGAAUGGCUUGAAAUUUUUUCCAAGACUUUUUUUUAAAUAAAUUAACACAUUUACAAAACAUUCAGAAACUAUCAAACAAUUUUUAAAAAGUUUGGUUAGCUCUAUUUUGUACACUUUUUGAUGUUUUGUUUGAUAUGUACCUUUCUUUGUAUCUGCAUCCACAAAAUUUGAUUUUCCAUCAUGGAUCUUUUUUGUCACAGUUAAAACUGGAUAGGACGUAAGGAUUAAGCUUAUUUCUCUGAAGGAAAGCUUUAGUAGACUCAAAUCUUCCAUAAUUUUUUCAUUUUUAUACUUUACAUAUGUUUAAUAUUGAAAAAUUGAAAUAACAACAACAUCCUCUCCAAAUUAUGUCAACAUUUCUCAGAUUUUGUCAAAGCGUUGUCAACAUUAUCCCAAAGAUAUGGAUAUUGUCGAUGUCAUCCCAAUUGACUUUAAAAUCGGUCGAAUGAAUGCCAAAGUUGUUAGGCUAUAAGUUUCUUUUGCAAUAAUAAAUUAAUGAUGAUUCCUAAUUGUCUAAAA
Molecule: messenger RNA, 3126 nt
Organism: Bemisia tabaci
Lineage: Eukaryota; Metazoa; Arthropoda; Insecta; Hemiptera; Aleyrodidae
Product: protein cereblon
Source: RefSeq, a predicted model, not a curated record